This is a messenger RNA of Saccoglossus kowalevskii, 943 nucleotides long. Its product is annotated as ribonuclease P protein subunit p21-like. Gene Ontology annotation, cellular component: nucleolar ribonuclease P complex. The record is from RefSeq and is a predicted model, not a curated record. Lineage: Eukaryota; Metazoa; Hemichordata; Enteropneusta; Harrimaniidae. Gene Ontology annotation, biological process: tRNA 5'-leader removal.
GUGAAGUCGAAACAUACUUGUUGUCAUCUUGAAUUUCGAAUCUACGAAAUAUGACGAAAAACAAAAAAGGUAAAAAGGCUGAAAAAAGGAAGUACCAUGUUCCAAACAGAGAGGCUUUUCAUAGAAUGAAUUUUUUGUAUCAGGCAGCUCAUUCUACGCUGGUGCAGAAUCCUAAUAACAUUGAAUUAUCUAGGUUUUAUAUUGCAACAAUGAAAACUAUAGCAAAGAGACUAGUAUUAAGAAUAGAUCCCUCUGUCAAGAGAACAAUAUGUAAAAGAUGUCAUACCUUACUACUUCCUGGAAUAACUUCAACAGUUAGAAUGAGAGCUAAAAGAGAGCGCCAUCUAGUGGUAACAUGUAUAUUCUGCAAACAAGUCAAGAGAUUUCUUACACGAGAAGGUCAUCAACUAUGGUCAGAGAAACCAGAAUUACGAUUGGAUACACAGAUAGAUAAGCAGGCAGCUGAUAAAGGCUUACUUCCGUAAAGAGAGAGAUAUAAUUUGUUGUAAGAAUCCUGCUUUUUUUAACUUUACUGCAGCAUAGAUAAUCGAAUGUGAAAGUUUUGCUCUAUUAAAAGGACAUCUCCAACAGUGCAAUUAACCCAAAGAUGACUGUUUUGGUUUAUCUCUUAUGCACCAUAAGUUUUGAACCAUCACCAAUUAAACUUGUACUGAAUUUAUGUCAUUAAUGUAUUGAGUGCAUUGGCUUGUAAUGGAGAUAUGACUUGGCAUGUAGGGCAGCAACAACGGUCUUCCACUUCUGUCUGUCCUGGGCUAGCUUCUGUAUAGUUCCUCAGGUGUGUUGGAUGGUCCUCAGCUCCUCUUCCAUAUUUACAUCAUCUUUCUGGUGUCCAAUGCAGGGCUGUGCGGGUGAUGUGUCCAGGCCAUCUCCAUCUCCAUUGCCAUUGCAUGAUGAUGGUUUCCUUGUUGUCCUGGUUGCAGUG